Messenger RNA from Sinocyclocheilus rhinocerous, 814 nucleotides. Its product is annotated as overexpressed in colon carcinoma 1 protein homolog. The record is from RefSeq and is a predicted model, not a curated record. The transcript is spliced from 5 exons. Lineage: Eukaryota; Metazoa; Chordata; Actinopteri; Cypriniformes; Cyprinidae. Bases 101 to 289 code for a protein of 62 amino acids.
CCGAGGCUGCGUUCGAGGGAGCUCGUGCAUCACAUCAGAGCCGUCCUUCACUCAUUCGUCCUUCUCUAAAGCAGGCACGGAAAGCUGCGUUCAUGCCAAAAUGGGAUGUGGGAAUUCCUCCGCCACCAGCACGACAGCAGGAGGUCCAGCAGAAGCUGCCAAGGAUGUGACAGAAGAACCUUCACCGGAUGAUGAGAAACGAAGGAACUAUGGAGGAGUGUAUGUGGGACUUCCUGCUGAUUUGAACACAGUAGCUGCCAGCCAAUCAAAAUCCACACGUAAAGACUGAAAGCAGAUCACAUGAAACGACAACGCUAAAGCCUCUUUAGAACCCAAGCUCUGCAGUGGCUGAUUUACAACGGAUAUCAUGGCGAUAUUCGAGGAUCAAGCUGUUUUUGGAGCUGAAUCCAGAACCGGUCUGCACUUCGGAAUGACAUCACCGUGACAUCAUACCGGCUGGCGUACAGAAGGGUUCUGUUCGGAACACUGAGCAUUAUUGUGACUAUGAAUGUGGACUCUGUUGCCAUGGUGACCGGCGACCCCCCCUGACCUCUCCCUCCGCCAGGAGGACAUCCUGGUAUUUCGGAGACACCAUGGCAGGGCAUUUCCUGACCCGAUCAACUGUACGUCUCUGCAAUAACAGACUUUACUGAGUCUAUUCUUUCAGUUUUUCUUAGACUAAUUCGUUAGAAGGAAAAAAGGAUGAUGUAAAUAUUUUACACACAGUAUGUAAGCACGAAAGAUGUUUAGCACUAACAUGACUAGAGCUGUUGACAUGACUACUAAUUAAUAUAUAGACUGUCGUUUUCUUAUC